This is a messenger RNA of Tribolium madens (black flour beetle), 2234 nucleotides long. RefSeq names its product OTU domain-containing protein 5-B (gene Duba). The transcript is spliced from 8 exons. Gene Ontology annotation, biological process: protein deubiquitination. The record is from RefSeq and is a predicted model, not a curated record. Gene Ontology annotation, molecular function: K63-linked deubiquitinase activity; cysteine-type deubiquitinase activity. The coding region runs from base 115 to 1782 and encodes 555 amino acids. NCBI's taxonomy places the organism in Eukaryota, Metazoa, Arthropoda, Insecta, Coleoptera, Tenebrionidae.
UGUUUGUAGUGUGUUGAUAGCUAUGGUUGACAGAAGUUGAAGAAAGAUUUGUCAAACUAUAGAAAAUAAUUCAAUAAUUUUGUAGUAUUUUCUGUAUUUUGAAAAAUUUUGACAAUGACAAUUUUACCAACUAAAAGACCUUCGGCGAAUCCUGAGGAGAAAAGCGACAAUAGCCAACAAAAUGGAAAUUCCGAGCGAACUGUGCGUAGGAGAGAUGACAUAAGUUCUUUAAAUGAGGCAAGCCCUUCAAAUCGACGAUCUCAAUUCCCUUAUGUCAAAUCAACAACUGAACGGAAAGAACGUUUGAGGAAACGAUAUAAAGAACCAGAUCGACCGCGAGAUCGGGAACGCGAACGUGAACAAAAACGGGAAGUUAGGAGAGAACAAAAACGGGAAAGAGUUGCUAAACGCGAUAUCUCAAAUGAACCUUUACAUGACAAUAAUGCAAAUAAUUCAGUUGUUGACUCUGUUGUUGUUGAACCCACUUGCAAUAACAACGAACCUGGGACUGCUAAUAAGGAAGAUUACACGGGAUUUAACAGCGAGGAUGAAUAUGACGAUCAAGGACUCCUUAAAGAGCGAAACAUACCAGAUGAAGAGUGGCAAAAAAGAGAUGUUUUAUUUUCACGCGGCAUGUCCAACCUUGGUUUUGAAAUCAAACAAAUGAAUGAAGAUGGAGCUUGUCUCUUCCGCUCUAUAGCAGACCAAGUGUACGGCGACCAAGAAUUCCAUUAUCAAGUCAGGCAGGAUUGUAUGAACUAUAUUGUUCAAAAUCGUGACUAUUUUGAACCUUAUGUGACGGAGGAUUUUGAUAAAUACGUUGCACGAAAACGUAUAUGGAACGUACAUGGAAAUCAUUUAGAAAUUCAAGCAAUGAGCGAGUUAUAUAACAGGACAAUCGAAGUUUAUUGCUACCAAAUAACACCAAUCAAUAUAUUCAAUGGUUCAAGAUUAAUAAAUUCAUAUGAGCCUAUUAGAUUGUCGUACCACAGGAUGUGUCAUUAUAAUUCUAUUAGUAACCCAAAUAAACCAUCAGUAGGGGUAGGUUUAGGUUUACCUAAUUACCAUACCGUUGAUAUUGACAGAAGAAGAUUCAAUGACGCUCUUCGUGCUAGUGAUGAGUUGCUAAUUGAACAGACCAUGUUAGAAGACAAGUUGAAGGCAACAGACUUCGAAGCCACUAACGAAGCCAUUGAAGAACAAGUCGCUCGCGAAUCUUAUAUCCAGUAUUUUCGCGACUCAGAACGCCGUUUGAAGAACCAAGGGCACUCUUGUGGUAGCAGUUCAACAAUAACAUCAGCAACAAUGUCCAGCUCGCGCUCAUCAAGGAAAGGUUCGGUUUCACCUAAGGGAUCUCAAUCUCCCAAAGGACCGAAUUCGCCAAAGACGACGCCAUUAGCAAGCCCCAGAAGUGCCAGUAUUUCUUCCCCAUCGACUAGCAGAUACGAAGGCGAUGGAAAUGGAGGUGAUGUUGCUGGAGCCUGCGGUGGACCUCCGGAGGAAUUUCCGAAAUUCUCUCCGCGUCGUGCUGAGCCACCAGCUGAGGAUAUUAAUCACCCGGACUACGACGAGAACUUCUCCGAGGAUUUUAAAUUUGAUUUUGAUACUAGUGAUUCGGAUCAGGCAGCUGGACCAUCACACCGGGCUGAUUUAGAUUACGACGAUUAUGAUCAGGAAAUCAUGGCUCAAGUGCUGGCCGAGUCGCGCAAAACUUACUUAGCUGAACUUAAACAGCGAUCCAAGAAGCGUCAUGGAUCUCCGGGACCAUCUACUUCAUCCUAGUUUAAAUACUAAAUUAUAAAUUAAUUCAGUUGAUGUUCAUACAUUUGUUUAAUUUUUUUAAAUUAAGGUUUCUUGUUUGUAUGCUACUGCUUUGUUUUGUUAUUUAAAAGGCAAACUUUGUAAAAUUGUAUUAGUAUAUUUUAAUGGUUUUUUGUUAAAACGACCUUCCUUUACAUAUAAAUUAAUAUUAUUUUUGGAAUAAGAGUUGUAAUAUUUUAACGUUUUGUAACAUAGUUUUUGAUUUUGCAUGCAUAGUAUAGGAGGGUCGUUUGUUGGAAAAAAAUUCAAAAUGUUAUAUUUUGGGGACACUGCUUCAAAUACGAAUAGUAAAUUUCGUGCUUUCAAGAAGUUUCAGUGUCAAAAAGUAUUUUAUUUAUGUUUUGAGAUAUCUAAGUAUAAGUACUUAUGAGUUCCAUGUAUUUCAGUUUCGUUCGAAUAAAAUUGUUGUGAUA